CGCAGAGAACUGUGGGUGGUGACCACUGAAAAUAACAUGGCUGCUGAAGACUGCGAGCUGUGAAGCUCUAUGACCUGCAGUUAGAAAAUAAAACAAUAAGUAUGGAUAGAGUUGCCCAUUUGCAAUAAAGAACUUUGUUCCUCAUGUAAGGCUUACUGUACUUCAAGACUUAAAUGGAGGACUAGGAGAUUAAACAUGGAAGAGCCAACAAGAAUGGAAGAAAGCCAUUUUGACACACUGUACUCAUAUAACAAUGUUCCAAUGCUAGAACAAAGCCCCAUUGCUUAUGGCUCUUUACAAGCAGAUGCUCUAGACUAUUCAGGAGAUGAUGAUGGAAACAGCAUGGACCCAACUAAUGAAUUUGGGUCUGCAUUUACAUCUACAGCAUUUGUGGAACAACGGGCAAAGAAAAGACGCAAACAAAGUAAUCCAGUAAGGUAUCACACAACACAGGUGCCUGACACUGAUGAGAGAGAGGAAUUGGCUUCAGCAAUUUCAGAUGAGGCCUUAAACCUGAAAAUUAAACACCAAAAUACUUCUAAAGAGUCAGACAAAAACCCAGAAUCAUUAUUGAAAUGUCACCAUUGCAGUAGUUUAUUUCAGAGUGAGGAACUCUUACGUGUCCACGUUGAAGAAGAACAUGUCCAGAAACUGCUAGAAAAGCAGCUUCAUCAGCAGUCUCAUAACAAAUCUACCUCAUUAAAUAGCAGGGAAGCAAGUAGCUCUGAAUCCCAAGGAAAUUCAGAAUCAGUCAGGACCACUGAAGCCUCAUCAUUCACAUUGUUUAAUGAUCAAAGAUUAUCCACCAUGCCAAUCUCAUAUGCCAGCACCAGUUCUCUUGGAAGUAGGGAUUUUACAAAGAACUCUUUAUUUCCAAGCAUGCCACCUUUGAUACCCAUAUCUCACUCAGCAGAUGGAAAGCCAUCAAAUAUGUCUCUUUCUCUGAACAUGUUUCCAAACUCCAUUGCACCAUUCCUCUUCCCUGUACUUCCUCAGCUCCAAGGACAAAACUCUGCAGCUCCCAACAGUUCAAACCCAAGCAAUCGCAUUUUUAACCCUGAGGCCUAUUGUGAGAUGUGUAAUAAAGAGUUUUGUAAUAAAUACUUCCUUAAAACCCACAAGGCUAACAAGCAUGCAAUUUACUCUGUAGAGUCACUGGUCAGUCCUUCAUAUCCUGGAACAUUUAUAAGCAACAACCUGACCAACCCAAUUCCUCUUCCCCCACCCUUAUUACAGAAUCUUCCAACUAGACCACCCACACCACAGCAGGGAAUCAUGAACAUAGAAGCCUACUGUGAAAUUUGUCAAAAGGAAUUUUGUAAUAAAUAUUUUCUUAAAAAACAUAAAUACAGAAUUCAUGGUAUUGAAGAAAGCCAAAAGAUUUCAGGAACCAGUGACAACAAUGCAAUUUCACCUGAGAAGAAUAAUACUUCACCAGCUGCUUUGAGAACUGAAUCAUCCAAGCAUACUUUCUCCACUUCAUUCAGUGUACAAAAUAACAUUUGCUUUAAUCAAAAUAUGCUACCUAAACCAAGUUCUUCUGUUGAAACUGUCACUACCUCAGCAACUAAUUCAACAAACAAGACCCUUCUUCCUCCGAAAGAAGACUCCUCAAACAGUGAAAAAGGUGCAACAACUUUUACUCCAGACAAGCUCAGAGAGAUUGGUGUAAUCAAUGCAGAUGCAUUUUGUGAAUUGUGCUGUAAAGAGUUUUGUAAUAAAUAUUUCUUGCGCAUCCAUAGAAUUAAAAAACAUAGUAUCAAUAUCUCAGAAUCCAGUAGCAAAGAUGGACAGUCUGGUGGGGAAAACACCUACUCCCCAGUCCUUUCUGAAGCAGGUCAAGUCCUUCCUUCUAGUAGCAUUCCAGGAACUGUACUACAAGAAUCUCAUAGUAAACAAGAAGACGUGUAUGUAUGUGGACCAGGAGGUGUGGAGUCAGUCUGUGAACUCUGUAAUCGCCCUUUUGCUAGUCUGUAUCUUUUGAAAAUGCACAUGUUUUACACUCAUAACAUUCCACAGGUCAAAGAAGAAGAGAACUCAAAACCAAACUCUCCAGCAGAUCCACAGCAACCCCUUACUAGCAGUUCUGUAAAUUGUACUACUACAGAAGUGUCUCAGCAGCAGGUUACAAGCAGCACAUCUUUCCCUGAAGAGUCUUCUGGUCAGGACCUACAGAGAUUACAAACCAUGAUCAAGGAAUUGAAUGCACCUUUAAGAAUCAAUGAUAACAGAGUAGCAUGUGGUAUUUGUAGUCUUCAGUUUGAUAGCAAAUAUUACCUUAGAGCACACAUGAUGAAUGAGCAUGGAUUUUUAUUAAAUGAAGAUGGAUAUAGUGCAACUUCCUUGGAAACACAGAAAAUAACAGAUCAUAUCAUGCAUUUUAAGCAAUCCUUAUUUCAUCCACUACCAUCACCACCUUCUGUUGCAGUUCAUGAUGUGGAAGCUUCUUGUGAAAUCUGCCAAAAGAAAUUUUCUAGUAAGUACUUCCUAAGAGUUCACAAGCAAAAUACUCACAACAUUCCAGUAGAUGAUAACAGUGGGACAUGUGACCAAUCCUCUCUAAAGUCCCCCCAACCAGUUAGCACAAGUAAACCUAUUCCUUCUCCAACAAUAAACAACAAAACAAAAGUCCUCACUGGUUCCAACUUCUGCAACAUUUGCAAUAAGGAAUUGUGCAACAAAUACUUCAUGAAAACUCACAUGUUAAAGAUGCAUGGAGUUGAUCUUAAUGAACAGCCAACUGAAGCAGCAAAGAUUAGCACUAUUGGAGGUGUUACUUGUGAUGUUUGUCAAAAGGAACUCUGUAGCAAGUACUUUCUCAAAGUUCACAAGCAAAACACUCAUGGAAUAUAUGAGGAGCCUCCUCCAAAUAAAGAAAGCUCAUGUCAGUCUUCUUUUCAACUAGCAGGCUCUAGCAACCAGAAUCUACUGCCUGGAGAGUUAGUUGAUAGCCGACAUUUCAGCCACUAUACAGAAAUUUGUCCACUUUGUGAUCGUCGUUUCAAAAGCAUCAAAUGGUUAAAAACCCACAUCAUCAAUGAUCACAAUUCUGCUAAAAAGGAUAUUUUGAGCAGCCCUGAAAAUGUGGGUAUUAACGAGAUGGCUGCUGUUUGUGUCAUCUGUGGCCAGAGCUUUGCUGAUCAAGUUGCUUUGCAAGUUCACCUGAUCAAGGAUCACCGCACAUCAACUGAAGAGUUGGGAAUCACCAGUAACUCAGGGAUGAAAAUAACCCAAGAUUCCUCUGGGGUGAUGAUCCAAGAUCAGCUUGAUAAUCCUGUUAAUGGUAGUGUAUCACCAAGAGCAACAUCUAUGAGUCUGGAUUUUCUAGAGGGAAAGGAAGGAGAAACAAAGUUACAUCACUGCUCAUAUUGCACUUACACCACUCGCUGGCUGUCAAACUUGUAUGCUCAUGAAAAAAGACACACAACAAUGAUUGUUGAAGGUGAAAAAAAGUUUUUCUGUAGGAUCUGUCACAGAGCCUACCGAUACAGCCACUCUCUUCAGCGACACCUCCUGAGUCAUAGAACAGUAGGAUUUUCUGCAAAAGACUUAACUCAUCCACAAAAAACAACAUCACAGAUAUUUACUCAGACUAAUGGAGAGCAGAAGAAGGGGGAAAACAUUCAGAACGAAAAUGGACACAAUCAGGUAAAGCCACGAAUAAAGGUAAAGAGGUAUCGGUGUAGCAAGUGUGAUAAGAAGUUUCGCACCCGAGAGCUUUGCCUAGCACACAUUCAUGCUUUUCAUAACAGCAAGAAGUUAGUUUUGAAUCAGCAGAAAGUAAUGAAACCCUUCCACUGCCCUGCCUGUGGAUUUAUUGCAAGAGCCUGGAAUAUGUUAAAGCUACAUAUCAACAAACAGCAUGAGAAUAGUCCUGAAAUCUUGAGAAGGGCUGAAAUACAACAUUCUCUCAUUCCAGAUGCCAGUAUUCUGACUAACAGACAGUUUGCAUCAGAAAGUUUAACAGAACCUGUACUGAGAGAGUUUCCUUUUCAACCAGAUCUACCUUCGACUGGUCAUGGUACACAUGGGCAACCUCCUAUGAGUUAUGCCAUGCCACAUAGCCCCCAUACCACUGGCACUUUCAUCAUGCAACCCUUUUUCUUGGCCCAGCCAGAAAUGGAUGGAAAUAUAAAAAAUGAUAACUUUGUUCCAUCCCUUGUAUACCUCCCUGUUUGCCAGAAGAUAUCUCAGCCCAUGACUGUAGCUUUCUCUCUGACUCCUGCAUGAGAACCAAAUCAUGUGAAGAGUUGCAAUGAUGGAACCAAUCUGUGUAGAUUGUUAAAAGUAAUACCAAUAAUCAAAAGUUUUAGUGAGGAUAUUUACAUUCUUAGUUUUUGUGUGCAAUUUGCUGUUUUCUUGUCAUCAGUCUCAAAUGAAAAGAAAAUCAAAAUUCUACUUGUUGAUAAUGCUGCUUUUUCACAGGUGUGUCUUGUCAUAUCACUGAUGACAGUCAUUACGGGUACCUUGCUGCUGUUUGUUUGUUUGUUUGUUGGGGUUUUUGACUUUGUACAGUUUUGAACUCUGGUUCUCUCUUUUUCAUUCUCCUUUUUAAUUUUUUUUUCUUUGUGUGUGUGUGUGUGAAUCUGUGCAUGUAUAUCCAGUACUGUGGUGAACGUCAGAUAUGGAGCACCCGAAAGAUAACCUUAGCAGAUCAAAUACAUGGAAAUGCUCAAAGCAUCUUGUUUGAAGAAGAAGCAAGCCCCUAUCAUGAAACGAGUUUUGGAACUGACCUGUGUAUACUGUCCUCAGCCAACUCAGUGUCUUUUUUAUGUAAAUACGAUCAAAUUGACCAGAAGAUCUUGUGUGAUUAGGACAGAUUCAACAUGCCUCUGCCUCCAUUGUGACAAAAUGAUGCAAUAUAAAAAGUUGAUGGCAAUUUGAAGAAAGCUUUUCUUCUGAUUAUGACAAUAAUCCACUGGUAUAUGUCAGGUAUGGGUUAUUGGUUAAACCAAGUAGUUGUCAGGUUAGUGUUGUGUUACCUAGGUAACAACAAAUUCCACUUAAUCAAUCAAAAAUUUCCAAGUGUUAAUCAUUCAUUGAAGUCAGGGAUAUGAGUAUAUUAGAAGAAAUAUAAUAAAUACUUUUAAUUCUAUUUAUUAAGAAAUAUAUUGGAGUAAACACUUGCAAAGUGUAAAGAUAUAGUUGUGUAAGAGAAGUGUUUAUGUGUGAAAUAUGUAUAACCUUAAAAAUUAUUCUAUAUCUUUAUGCAGGUGGGGAAUAAGUAUUUAAAAAAAAUUAUGUGUAUUCAUUCCCACAUGAAAUGGAUUUCUACAUUGUGUAUUGCAUCCACGUAUUUAAUUUCCUGUAUGUAGUAUAGAUGUAAAAAUUAGAAUUACCUGAUUUAUCAACAUUUUCUUUGUUUAAGUUCACCAUUGAUUUAGAACUAGUCAUAUCAUUCAGCAUAAGUAAAGAAAACUUAGGCCACUUUUGACACUAUUAACCAAGAAAUGAUAGAAACCCCCAUUGUAGUCCUAAUAACCAAAGAAAAUUGGAAUGCCAUUGUGACCUUAAUAACCAAAGAAGAUCAACACCAUUUACUAGAAUGUUGACAUUUAAACCACUGAAACUUGUGAGUUUGUAACUUUUUGUUUUGAUUUUUAUACUUUUUAUAGAUUAAUUAUAAAAUAGUUGAUUACACACACAAAAAGUAUGUCAUUAAUUAUGAUAUCAUAUGUAUAUUAAAUGUCAAGUCAAUUAGCCUUAAAAGUCAAAAUUCAAGUAAAAAAAUAACAAUUAAGAUCAAACCCUUGUAAAUAAAAAGACUGAAAUUAAAACUACUUUGAAAUUUGUGGCUAAACAUUAAAAUGGUAUUAUGUAGUCGCUUAAGAUGCCUAAGGCAGCAAAUCACUGAAGCAUUAAAGCUCAACAAUAUGAUUAAAAUCAUGCCUGACUGUAGUUUUUUUUGGUCCUUUUUUUAAUAUUUACAUCGCUCUAAUUAAAAAUCUUUGAAAGAAUAAUUUUAGAAGAAUUAAAAAGAAAACACUUACAGUCAAGCAUGAGUUUAAAAUUGUGUUAUGUUUAGAUCAAAAAUGCACACUAAGUCAGGUUCACCUAAAUGUAAAUAUUUUUAUCAAUGGGUGAAGGUACAAAAAAAAAUGAGAUGAGAUUUAUAUUGUUGAAUUUAAAAACCCCACCUUGUUGCUGGUGUACUACUAAUCACAAAUGGAACUAGUAAAUUUAUUAUUCAGCAAAUGAUACCAAAAAGUACAUUUGUGUUUUAGGUUUAAAAUUAUUUAAUUAUCUUGUUAUAGGAAAAGAUGUUUUGGAUGUGUUAAGUGUUUGUGAAGUUCCAUUUAUAUAUAUGUAUAUAUAGGUUACUGUGAUCCUGUUUUGGAUUUUUGUUUGGUCAUACAGUGACCUGUAACGUAUUCUAAACAGUGUAGAAAUCAAUUGAUUUGUAAUGUUUGGGAUGCUAAGCAAUGUAGAAAUCCAGUUUUAUGUCAUGUUUGGGAUCUCUGUUUGAUAAUAUGUGCUUAAUGAACAUUCAACCAGUACAUGAACCCUCUUAGACAAGUACUAAAAUACCAGGUAUUGUUUCGUGCUGAUCACAUGGUACUAUCAGGUAAUCACAUAUAUUUUUAGCAGCUGUACAUUUUUUAAAAUAACUUCUGUUGUCUCUGGAUCUGUCCAAGUAGACUUAUUUUUUCUUUAUAAUUUUGUGGGAAAAAUUGUUUACCUUAGUACAGUAUAACAAGAUAAUUUUUAUCAGUAAAUUAAAAUUAACAAAAAUACCAAAGCAUCAUCUUCAUCAAACCACAGUUUUUGGGUUUGCAUGUUUUUAUUUUUACUUACAAAUUUAAAUUAGAAAACCAAAAUAUUUCUGGGAAUGUUUAAUGAUUUAUCAUAUACUUGUUUUAGCUCAAAUGUGUUUGAUCAUAUUUUGCUUUAAAAAAAAACACACCCAAGAAUUUAGUUUCUACUUUUUAAAUACUGUGUAGUGUGCUGAGUACAAAACAGAACAUUCAGUGAUUGUGUAUGUAGUUGCAUGAGUUUCAAUUGUUUAUCAUGCAUGAGUUUUAAUUUUAACCUAUUUUAAAAUGUGUGGAUUAAUUCUAUUUAACCAAGCAAGUUCAAUGGAAAAAAAAGACCCAUUUUCAAAUAUUUAUUCCUUAACUGUUUAACUAUUUUUUAUUUAAGAAAGAGAAAAGAAAGCAGAAACAAUAUCAGGUUACUUUUUGACAUAUGUCAUUGCUACUGAGCACGCUCUCCUCUCACUGUACCACGUUUUACAUUAUAAAAAGUGCGAUUCAUCCAAUAGUAAACACCUUCUUGACAACUCUAUGUUUCUAGGUAGCCUGGAAACAACUUCCUUAACAUUUUUUAAUGUACUAUUUUAUUCAUAUGUAGCCAACAUCCGAGACAUGGGGUGGUUCGAUUCUGAAGUUUUAAUACGUACUUGAAAGUAUGUGAAAUGCAGAAUUUGAAAAUAAACCAUAUCAGUUGGAGUUGCUUAGCAACACGAAACACUAGGUGCACAAACUUGUAUCAAUUAAAACGAUGAUAAUUACAUGUCCGAAUGAAAUCAAGUUUUCAAUCGUUGUUAGGAAUUUUAAAGUUGCUGUUAGCCUAAUCGGUUCUUACAAGGAGAGGGUUCGAUUCCCUGUCUUACAAAGUAUAUACAUAUAUUAAUUUUUUCUCCUAAAAUUGUUUUUUAGGCCUUGUAAGAAAACUAUAUUAUGUUAUAAUUCAUUAAUAUUCAUCUAAAUAAUUACAUGUAUCAAAACACACACAGACAAGUACACUCAUUCAAAACAUUCAUAUACGUCGCUACCAAUAUCUAUUCCAGCUUACAAUGUCUGAUGUUUACUACUGGACAAGUUUGGGAAGAUAAGGGAUCAUUGAUAGGGUCUAAAAACUUUCAAAACGAGGUUUAUAACACUGUAAAGGAGUGGGUGGGUGGGUUGGUCGCAGCUGGUGGGAGAAUACACGGAAAGGUAGGAGUGGUCGGCACGUGGAAAAUACAAAAUACAGUGGGUGAAGAGACAGAGAGCAGGGGUUUCCGAAAUGAAUGAGUCACUCACCACAGAUGUAUGUUACCACACUUCAUUUGAUUCUCGCUUUCCAGCUAAACUACCCCAUUUUCUCUAACAAACCCAGUUUCUACCCCAUUUCUCAUAAAAUCUCCCUUUCCCGUUAAAUCUAAAAUUUCAGGUCACUCCGCACUACAAGCUUGUGGAAAGAUCUGUGAAUUAUUGACCAGUACCCGUCAAUGAAAUGUAACAACUGCCAGCGUAAAUGUUGCACAAAGAUUUCAAAUAAUCUGACCUAGUUCCUUUAUAACAUUCAACAUAGUUACAUACUUUCAGUGUUUUAACAUUUGUCAGUAUACAUUUGUCUUAGCUUCAAGUCAAUAGAUUGUUGACAUAAUUUUUGAACUAAACACACAAACAUGUAUAUAUAUAUACAUAUAUGGUGGAGAGUCUGUUGAAUAGCCGAAUACAAUACCAUACAGAAUAACAUUGCUUGAUAUAUACAUAUAUGGUGGAGAGUCUGUUGAAUAGCCGAAUACAAUACCAUACAGAAUAACAUUGCUUGAUAUAUACAUAUAUGGUGGAGAGUCUGUUGAAUAGCCGAAUACAAUACAAUACAGAAUAACAUUGCUUGAUAUAUACAUAUAUGGUGGAGAGUCUGUUGAAUAGCCGAAUACAAUACAAUGCAGAAUAACAUUGCUUGAUAUAUACAUAUAUGGUGGAGAGUCUGUUGAAUAGCCGAAUACAAUACAAUACAGAAUAACAUUGCUUGAUAU
Molecule: messenger RNA, 8749 nt
Organism: Limulus polyphemus (Atlantic horseshoe crab)
Lineage: Eukaryota; Metazoa; Arthropoda; Merostomata; Xiphosura; Limulidae
Exons: 2
Coding region: 196-4230 (1344 amino acids)
Source: RefSeq, a predicted model, not a curated record